Molecule: messenger RNA, 633 nt
Organism: Carcharodon carcharias (great white shark)
Lineage: Eukaryota; Metazoa; Chordata; Chondrichthyes; Lamniformes; Lamnidae
Product: histone H2B-like
Exons: 1
Coding region: 40-417 (125 amino acids)
Cellular component (GO): nucleosome
Molecular function (GO): protein heterodimerization activity; DNA binding; structural constituent of chromatin
Source: RefSeq, a predicted model, not a curated record
AGGGGUUUGGUUUAUUUCUGUCUGAAAUUGAGACUGAAGAUGGUUGAAGAGAAGAAGAAACCAGUUGCUAAAAAAGGCGCCAAGAAAGCGGUGAGUAAACCGUCAGGAAAGGGCGGUAAGAAGCGGCGAAGGUCGAGGAAGGAGAGUUACGCCAUUUACAUCUACAAAGUGAUGAAGCAGGUUCACCCCGACACCGGCAUCUCCUCCAAGGCCAUGAGCAUCAUGAACUCGUUCGUGAGCGAUAUUUUCGAGCGCAUCGCGGGUGAGGCUUCCCGCCUGGCCCAUUACAACAAGCGCAGCACCAUCAGCUCCCGGGAGAUCCAGACCGCCGUGCGCCUGCUGCUGCCCGGGGAACUGGCCAAGCACGCCGUGUCGGAAGGGACAAAGGCGGUGACCAAGUACACCAGCUCCAAGUGAAACCCCACAACGGACUGAAAAGCAUUCAAAACACAACGGCUCUUUUAAGAGCCACCCACAGUCUCCCUGAAAACGCUAGACCACCUCAAUUUUUAAUUUGCCGUUUUCUAAUUUGAAAAAUUUCGAACGAUGUUUUUUUGAGUUUUGUUUAACACAUUCAGGCCAAUGUAGACUCGGUUCAAUUAUUCGCUGUCGUUAAUAAAGUACAAAAAUUAA